Ictalurus punctatus (channel catfish) is the source of this 5875-nucleotide messenger RNA. It is a transcript of the gene sh2d3ca, whose product is annotated as SH2 domain containing 3Ca. Bases 490 to 3144 code for a protein of 884 amino acids. The transcript has 12 exons. The record is from RefSeq and is a predicted model, not a curated record. Gene Ontology annotation, molecular function: guanyl-nucleotide exchange factor activity; phosphotyrosine residue binding. NCBI's taxonomy places the organism in Eukaryota, Metazoa, Chordata, Actinopteri, Siluriformes, Ictaluridae. Gene Ontology annotation, biological process: small GTPase-mediated signal transduction; positive regulation of peptidyl-serine phosphorylation.
UAAUAUCUCACUGCACUUUAUUCCACACUGGAACUGUGUGCUGGUCAGAGCUGCACUGUCCUUCCCUGAGCCUACUGUCCUGUGCAGUAAUCACUCUACUGUCUCCUGCUGUUUUACACCCGGAGGGGGCUGUGUUGUUUUUGUGUAGCACCACGGUGGAACGCGGUUUCAUUUCACUGCGCGCUGUUUCUGUACCAGCCGUUUACGCUCGACAUGAAAAUAAAGCCGCUUGAACUUCACACUUGAACUUGAAACCUUUCUGACUCUAGCACAUUUGUCCCUCUGACAUGACAGCAAGGUUGCGUGUGCUUAACCACAAAGCAGGGCGGCUCACAUCUUCAGCUCAACACAGGAAGUGCUGUCCACACACACACACACACACACACACACACACACACACACACACGUACAUACGUACCAGAAGGAGGCAGGUUAUUCAGAACUCUCUAGGAAAGAAAAUAAACAUCCACAUCCUGGCAAACGGACAUCAUGCUCAAACGCAAACUGAGUUUUAAGUGGUUUGGGAGUCUGGGUAACCUUUCAUUUCGUCGCAAGUCGGACGCAGCGAAGCAAAGCUCCGAGAAGGAUGACGAGACGACUAUCGAUGAGGAGGACAUGCGCCCUCGCUGCCCGAGCUACGCCCGCUCCAGCGAAAUGUACACCCACAUGGGCACCAUGCCUCGCCCGCAGAAAAAGAAAGAUAAGAGCGUCAAGAAUAAAAGUCAGGAUCAUAAAAGUCUUAAAAUUAAGAACAAGCCCAAAAGCUCCCCACUGAGCCGCAGCCAGAGCAUGAGAAAUUCCGACUACGUGAACGAGUCCCCUCUCCUCAGCGCUCUCAACGGCCAAGCGCUCUCAAGCCUGCACAAGAACGACGCAGACGACAAGCUCACACCAGAGUGCCAGAAAGCCGAGACCAGGGAAGAACCUGAAGUUAAGAGCUCUGAGCAGAUCCGUAAAGAACCGGAUAACGCACGUUCCAAACCCGCAGAAGACCCAGAUCCACCUCCACCUCCACAUGCUCUCCAGGAGAAACCAGUACUGCCUAGGAAGAGUAGCCUCCCUGUAAAGAUCUCUGUGGACCUGCAGGAGCACAAAAUUUCCACCACCAGUGAGCGCCAUCAAGAGAAAGAAGAAGAGGAAAGAAAAACAGGUCCCGAUCCUGACCGUCAAAAGGGAACCAAAGACAGUCAAGGAGAGUAUGUAGAGUUCUCCAAGGAGAAGUACCUGUUGGAGUCUCCCCCGGAGAAGCUGAGGAAGGAGCUGGAGGAGGAACUCAAACUCAGCAGCAGUGACCUGAGGAGCCACGGCUGGUACCAUGGCCGCAUCCCACGCGAGGUGUCGGAGACGCUGGUUCUGCGCAGCGGGGAUUUCCUGGUGCGAGACUCGCUGGCCAACGCGGGUGAUUACGUGAUCUCGUGCCGCUGGCAGCAGGAUGUGGUGCACUGCCGCAUCAGUAAGGUUCUGGUGAAGAGCGGACAGACGAAGGUGCAGUUCCUCCUGGAGGACGAGACCUUCGACUCGCUGCCCACUCUGAUCCGGCACCACGCUGGCACCGGCCGGCCCGUGUGCCCGCGCUCCGGCGCUCAGCUGCUGUGCCCCGUCAACCGCACAGUGCCCCUCAGGUACCUGGAGGCCACGUUUGCCCUGGCGAGCGGGAGAUCGGGGUCACAUUCACCGUCCGCUCAGCGGGGGGCGCACAUCAAGAGACGCAGUGUCACCAUGACGGAUGGCCUGACCACCGAGAAGAUCAUCCCCCACAGUCCAUCCACAAUUCACCAUAAAGAUGCCAUGAGGAACUGUGCGCUCAGCAUGGACCAGAUCCAGGAGAUGCGCUGUCCCCUGUCCCCUGUAGGAGAAGCUCCUCUCUCACCUGCCUACACCUCCAUUUCCCGUCACAGACAUGGCUCGGGCGGACGUGUUUUGGCCGUCAUUCCACCUUCGCCGGUGAUGCGACGCUCCAGCGAGCCUCACCUCUCCCCUUCCUCCUCCAAUAACAACGUCGUGUGUUCAGACACGCCCCCCAGCGCUCACGGCUGCCCCUCAGACGGUUCGGAAGGAGGGGGCAGUUACUGCGAGUUGAGGCCGGGUCAACCCCCAACGCCUCCAUCCAAGAGCUACGUGGAGAGGCUGAGGGUGGAGGAGGGCCGAGCGCCAGGCUCCGCCCCCACCGAUGGAGGAGAGAGCUUCACCGUUCCUCUGGUGGAGAGCAGUUCGUGCUUGAGACCCGGGCAGUACCAAUCGGCCCUGCUUCCUGCAGAGAAUAAGCCCCUGGAGAUGGGGGUCCUGAAGAGGGUGAAGGAACUGUUAGCUGAAGUCGACCCUAAAACAGCGGCCAAACACAUCACCAAGGCCGACUGCACGGUUGCUAGGAUACUGGGUGUUACCAAGGAGAUGCAAAGGAUGAUGGGAGUGGGUUCCGGGCUGGAGUUGCUGACUCUACCACAUGGCCAUCAGCUGAGACUGGACCUGCUCGAGAGGUUCUACACCAUGUCCAUAAUGAUGGCGGUGGACCUGCUGGGCUGUACGGGCAGUACGGAGGAACGAGCAGCUCUGCUCUAUAAGACCAUCCAGCUGGCAGCAGAGCUCAAGAGCACCAUGGGAAAUAUGUUCGGAUUCGCCGCCAUCAUGAGAGCCCUUGAACUCCCGCAGAUCUCACGCUUGGACCAGACGUGGAUGACGCUGAGACAGAGACAUACGGAGGGAGCCAUUUUGUAUGAGAAGAAGCUCAAACCCUUCAUGAAGGGCUUAAACGAAAGCAAAGAGAGCUCCGUGCUGUCCAGCACGUCUUUCCCACAUGUGGUGCCCGUGUUGUGUCUGUUGGAGAAGGGCGUGGCUGUGGGGGAGGGGCCAGAGCCGUGGGAUACUUCAGAAUGUGGCGUGGACGUGGUCAUGAGCCACCUAGAAGCAGCACGCAGCAUUGCACACCACGGAGGCCUGUACCGCACCAACGCCGAGAGCAAGCUACACGACUUUCAGGAGAGAAAGGAAGUGUCAGAGAUCUUCUGCACGGAGUUCCAGAUGAGGCUGCUCUGGGGAAGCCGAGGUUCCGAGGGGAGUCAGAGCGAACGCUACGAGAAGUUCGACAAAGUCCUCACGGCUCUUUCGCACAAGCUGGAGCCUCCUGUACGCCACAGCGAGCUAUAGCAGCACCCGCCACCCCCGUCUGACACAUUGGUACUGUCCGUCACCUCACUGUCUUUCCCACUUCUGGGAGAGACCAUUAUAAAGACAGAGGAAAGUGAGAGAGAAAACAGAAGAGGAGCAUAUCGAAUCCAAUCUACGAAUAAGGUACAAAAGGGGGCGGGGUUUGUCCAGACGGGAUGGCGCCGUGUACCGUACGGAACGCGGAACUACGGCAGGGGCGGAGUUUAAAAAUCCUGACACCCAAAUCUCUUUUGUGACUCGGGACAUGAGGGAUUGAGAAACAUCUUUUUUGUGAUCUCGGUAUGCAUGAUCAUCACGCCAUCGUCCCGGACACUCAGAGACACGUCACACUCAGUCACGCAUCUAACGUCUUAAUGUAAUGUUGCCAAAACUCAACGACCACUUUCUUUACAAAAAUCUCCUUUUUAUACAUUUAAUUAUUAUUAUUAUGUGUUUAUUUUUAUUUCUGCGUACAAGGAGCAAUAUGUGGCAACCGACACACACUCAGUACACAAUGCUGUGGAGAUGGUGGAGAGCCCAGCCUUUGGGAGAGUGUGUAGGGUUCAGGAGCUCACCCUGGUUCCUGAUGAAGAUCUCAAAUCCUUGUAAAAAAAAUUUUUUAUAUAUAUAUAUAUAUAUAAAAGACUCAAAUUGGUUCCUGUUGAUGAUCUGUUGAAGAUCUCAUCCUGGGUUUUGUUGAGGAUCUCACCCUGGUUCUAGUUAAAGAGUUGAAGAUAUCUGUUGAAGAUCUCACCUUGCGUACUUUGGAAAAUUCUAGCCUACAUCCUGGUUACUGUUGAAUGUCUCACAAGAGGUCCUGGGAAAGCUUUUACAGUGGUUCCUGUUGAAGAUGUCACCCUGGUCCCUUUGAAGAUCUGUCAAAGAUCUCAUCCCGGCUCUGGUGAAGAGCUCCCCUGUCAACCUAUUUCCUCUGCUGAAGUUCUCACCACAAAUCCAGUUGAAAUAGAUCUCACCCUUAUUGCUUUCAAAGAUCACAUCAGGAUCUCACCCUGGUUCCUGUUUAAAAAAAAAAAUAUCACCAUAAUUCAAACUAAAGAUCUCACCCUGGAUCCUCUUCACAAUCUUAUCAGGAUCUCACCCUGGUUCCUGUUAAAGCUCCUCUCCAGAUUAAAGAUCUCACUUGUUGGACUUGUUGAAGCUCAUCUCUGAAGAUCUGCCGUGUGGACUGAGACACCGAGGUGGACGUGCUGCAUGUUGCUCCUUUCCUCCUGUCGCGGCUUUUCACCGAGUGCGAAGGCUGGAGAGAAACUGUGAAGCGUGUAAAACUGUUCUGCGUUCGAGUAUGUUUUCAUUUUCUCCAUUUUACAGAUGUGUGUGUGAAGGAAAGUGUGUGUGUGUGUGUGUGUGUAGGAGGUCUUCAGCAUAAAGUCCAGUGUUAUAACUGGAAGUGUGAAUUUCCUCUGUGCUAUGUUAUGGACAUUAUAAUGCUUUCAUUUAUGUUCAUGGAUCCUGUACCGUCUCAGCGCAUAUUUUUAAAAACAAUAGCAGUCUUUGUUUAUUUUAUUUUUUUGGGUGGUUCAGGACGCAGUGAAAGAAAGAACUCCUGUUCGCACUCCUUAUUUUUAUUUAUUGGCUUUAAAAGCCAGCGCUCUUCCCACUCUUCAGGUUAAUCAGACUCAAAGUGAUAUACCUCUUAAUGUAAAUCUCCUUCCUCAUAUUAGUAUUAUAAUUAUUACUCACCUGUAUCCUCACCUGAUAAUGAAUGCAAAUGCAUUUCAUUCUUUAUUUCUUGAUUUUAUGAUUUCUCAGUAGCUCUGAGAUCAACAUCAUUAACCGCCUCUUUGUUAAACUUUAUUCCCAGUGGAUUAAUAACACAUUGUGGAGCCUCUAUUUCAGGUCUUUUUUUUUUUUUUUUUUAUAAAGGUGAAUGUUAAAAUGUUGUGAGAAUGGAGGAAUGGAGGAGCUCUGUAUGCAAUUCCACUCUGAGCCAGAAGAGGGCUCUGUACAGCAAGCAAAAAAAAAUUAAUAAAAAAUGUUUUUUAAAGGGUGGGGGCGGGGGGGGGGGGGGGGGGAUGAGAAUUUGCACCAACAUGGAUUAAAAAUCAAGAAGGUUUAAUUAAUAAAUUAGUUAAUAGAGGUUGGAAAUUUCAUUCUAAAGCACCUGAGAUAAAUCUUGUAUAAUGAAAUUCUCACAGACGCUGCAGUAGAACCUAGAGAAAAAUAAAAUAAAUAAAAUUACAACAAUGUUUAAAAAAAAAAAGAGAGAGAGAGAGAGAGUAUAAGAGAAUAACCAACAUCAUUAGAAAAUUGUUAUGGACAUAUUUAAUAUUUUACAUAAUCCUACUUUAGAGAGUGUCGUUGUUUUUUAUUUCAUUUUAAAUUAUUAUUUUUAUUAUUAUUUAUUUAUUUAAUUUUCACUUAUAUGAUUCAACACAAGCAAAUUUCCAUCAUUUAUGGACCAGUUAGGACAGGUGUAAAUAGGAAACACGUGAAUGAAAUCCGGUUGAAAUUCAGUCCACGUUGGUGCAAACUCACUUUCCAAGAUUUUUUUUUAUUUUUAUUUCUAUUUCGGACGGCACUGGGUGUUUUUCCUGUGCAGGUUUGACUGAUGUAAGGAUUAUUUCAUGCUGUAAAUACAGGAUGGACUAAAAUUGAUAGACAACAUGUUUAAAGCUGAUUUUGGUUGCAUCUUCUUUCUUAUGUGCUGUACAUAUGAGUAUGUGAUAUGUUUUUCAAUCUUUUUUCCAGGAAAUAAAAUACAAUAAGCUUG